AUGACGCGCCCUCGGUUUUGCAUGGAUGCUAACUUGAACUCCCUCAUAGCUUCUGACGGCCCUCCCGCUGUGGCUCCAGCCUCCCCCACCAGCGACGACAUUAUGGAGUCGGUCCAGGGCGUGCCUGUGAGCGACCCUACGACUCUCUCUGUCGCGCACACACCAGCUGCCGAGGCCAAGAACAUUGUCCGCCGGAAGUUGACUGGCUACGUCGGUUUCGCUAACCUCCCGAACCAAUGGCACCGUAAGAGUGUGCGCAAGGGCUUCAACUUCAACGUUAUGGUUGUUGGCGAGUCUGGCCUGGGCAAAUCCACUCUGGUCAACACCCUCUUCAACACCUCCCUGUACCCUCCCAAGGAGCGCAAGGGCCCUAGCCUCGACAUUAUUCCCAAGACCGUUACCAUCCAGUCCAUCAGCGCCGACAUCGAGGAGGCUGGCGUUCGUCUCCGCCUCACUGUCGUCGACACUCCUGGAUUCGGUGACUUUGUGAACAACGAUGAAUCAUGGCGCCCCAUUGUCGACAACAUCGAGCAGCGCUUUGACGCUUACCUCGAUGCCGAGAACAAGGUGAACCGCAUGAACAUCAUCGACAACCGCAUUCACGCCUGUGUGUUCUUCAUUCAGCCCACUGGCCACUCGCUCAAGCCCCUUGACAUUGAGGUCAUGCGCCGCCUGCACACCAAGGUCAACCUGAUCCCCGUCAUUGCCAAGUCGGAUACCCUUACAGAUGAAGAGAUUGCGAGCUUCAAGGCGAGGAUUCUCUCUGACAUCAAGUACCAUGGCAUCCAGAUCUUCGAGGGUCCCCGAUACGAGCUGGACGACGAGGAGACCAUCGCUGAGAAUAACGAGAUCAUGUCCAAGGUUCCCUUUGCUGUUGUUGGUGCUACCAACGAGCUGCAGACUCCGGACGGCCGCAAGAUUCGCGGCCGUGAGUACCCAUGGGGUAUUAUUGAAGUCGACAACGAGGAACACUGCGACUUCGUCAAGCUACGCCAGAUGCUCAUCCGCACCCACAUGGAGGAGCUCAAGGAGCACACAAACAACCUCCUGUACGAGAACUACCGUACCGACAAACUGAUCGCUAUGGGUGUCUCCCAGGACCCCAGUGUGUUCAAGGAAGUCAACCCUGCCGUCAAGCAGGAGGAGGAGCGCGCCCUGCACGAGCAGAAGCUCGCCAAGAUGGAGGCCGAGAUGAAGAUGGUAUUCCAGCAAAAGGUCGCCGAGAAGGAGAGCAAGCUCAAGCAAUCGGAGGAGGAGCUGUAUGCUCGCCACCGCGAGAUGAAGGAACAGCUCGAGCGCCAGCGCCUGGAGCUCGAAGACAAGAAGCAGCGCAUCGAGAGCGGUCGACCAUUGGAGAAGGAGGGCAAGCGCAAGGGCUUCUCCUUGCGAUAA
This is a messenger RNA of Emericellopsis cladophorae, 1392 nucleotides long. Its product is annotated as Cell division control protein-like protein. Gene Ontology annotation, biological process: cytoskeleton-dependent cytokinesis. The record is from RefSeq and is a predicted model, not a curated record. The coding region runs from base 1 to 1392 and encodes 463 amino acids. Gene Ontology annotation, molecular function: molecular adaptor activity; GTP binding; GTPase activity. Gene Ontology annotation, cellular component: cytosol; cell division site; septin ring. The transcript has a single exon. NCBI's taxonomy places the organism in Eukaryota, Fungi, Ascomycota, Sordariomycetes, Hypocreales, Bionectriaceae.